AUGGCGACGCGAUCGCCGUCCGACUCCAUCUCUUUCCUUCCUGCGUUCGUCUUUCUUCUCGCGAACGCUCUUCUCGUCGCUCAAUCCACCACCGUCCACUACUAUGACUUCGUGCUGAGGGAGACGAAUAUCACGAGGAAUUGCACUUCGUGGAGUCUAUUAUUAGUGAACGAAAGCUUUCCCGGGCCGACGAUAGAGGUUCACAAAGGCGAUCUCGCGUUCGUGAACGUUCAUAAUCAAGGAGAUUAUGGAGUCACACUUCACUGGCAUGGCGUAAAGCAACCUCGCAACCCGUGGUCGGAUGGCCCGGAAUACAUUACUCAAUGUCCGAUUCCCCCGGGCACAAGUUUCAUGUAUGAGGUAAAUUUUACUAUGGAGGAAGGAACCCUUUUAUGGCAUGCCCAUAGCGAUUGGACAAGAGCCACGGUGCAUGGCGCAAUAGUCAUUUUACCAGAAGAAGGAACAACUUACCCUUUUCCUAAGCCAGAUGGUGAAGAAAUCAUUGUGCUUGGUUCUUGGUAUUCGCAAGGAGAUGAUCCGAAUGCCGACUUGGACGAGGCACUAGAUGAAGGAACUGAUGUACCUCGUUCGGUUGGUUAUAUGAUAAAUGGAGAAUUUGGAGAUUUUAUUAACUGCUCAAAAGAUUCGACAUAUCACAUGUAUGUCAAUUAUGGCAAGACCUACCACCUCCGGAUAAUCAAUGCAGCCGUCAGCGCUGAGCUCUUCUUUGCCAUAGCCGAUCACAACCUGACGGUCGUCGGAAUGGACGCGUCAUACACAAAACCAUUAGUGAGCUCGUACUUAGUGUUGAGCCCCGGGACAACUAUUGACGUACUAUUCACUGCCAAUAAGACCCCGGGAAGGUAUUACAUGGCGGCCCGCCGCUUCUCGAGCGAGGCCACGACCGUCACAAACUUCAACCACGCUGUCGCCACUGCCAUAAUCCAGUACAGUGGAAACUAUAGUCUGGACUCAUCGCCAAUGUUCCCAAACGGUUCUCUUCCGAGCUAUUUCGACUAUGAUGCGGCAGAUAGCUUUGAUUUCAUGCUCAAAAGUUUGGCAAGUGAAGAUCAUCCUUCGGAUGUGCCUCUCAACAUAACAAGGAGGAUGUUCAUAGUGGCUUCGAUCAGUGAGAUAUUGUGUCCGCAUCACAAGUGCGUCAUUGCUCCGACCACGAUCGGAUCUAGUCUCAAUAACCAAAGUUGGGAGAACCCAUCAACGGAUGUGCUCCAGGCAUAUUACAACAACAUCAGUGGAGUAUAUACGGCAGAUUUCCCGGAUUAUCCUCCGGUUUUCUAUAACUGGACGGGAGACGAUAUGCCGGAAGUAUCGGGAGUGUCGGACAAGGUGACCAAAGUGAAGAUGUUGGAGUACAACGAAUCCAUGGAGGUGGUCUUCCAAGGGAGCGACAUCUUGCGAGGCGCGGAGAGUCAUCCGAUGCAUAUGCACGGAUACAGUUUCUAUGUUGUGGGACACGGCCUCGGCAACUACGACAACGAGACGGAUCCCCUGAGCUACAACCUGGUCGACCCGCCCCUAGUCAAUACUUUUGCAGUUCCUAGGGAAGGAUGGAUCGCCAUCAGAUUCGUGGCAAACAAUCCAGGUGUAUGGUUUUGGCAUUGCCACAUAGAUCGACACAUGAGUUGGGGUAUGAACACAGUUUUCAUAGUAAAAGAUGGAGGCACCGAGGAAACCAGCAUGCGAGGACCUCCUUCGUACAUGCCUCCUUGUGAGGAUUCCUACAAUAUUGCCAGGAUGAAAUCUCGACGUCUCCCCCGUCAAAUCUCUAGCACAUGAGACCACAUGCAGCAAUUUCAGAGCUGAGAAGGAGAGGGUUGCGUGGCAAUUAUUUGUAGCCAUUUAAUGAGUAGCCUCGUCUGUCAAAAUGAUUUUCCCCCCUUAAGUUUUCUUGUGGCUCGUCGAUCUUAUAAUUUGUACCAAUUAUGAACAUUCAAUUUAAUAAAUUUAUUAAUCGAGACAUUA
Messenger RNA from Rhodamnia argentea, 1983 nucleotides. Its product is annotated as putative laccase-9. Gene Ontology annotation, molecular function: copper ion binding; hydroquinone:oxygen oxidoreductase activity. Gene Ontology annotation, biological process: lignin catabolic process. Gene Ontology annotation, cellular component: apoplast. Lineage: Eukaryota; Viridiplantae; Streptophyta; Magnoliopsida; Myrtales; Myrtaceae. The transcript has 7 exons. The record is from RefSeq and is a predicted model, not a curated record. The coding region runs from base 1 to 1797 and encodes 598 amino acids.